Staurois parvus is the source of this 646-nucleotide messenger RNA. The record is from the annotation of a GenBank genome assembly. NCBI's taxonomy places the organism in Eukaryota, Metazoa, Chordata, Amphibia, Anura, Ranidae.
CACUAAAAAACACACACAAACAGAGACACCUGUACACACACACACAGACAUGUACAUACACAUACACACACAGAAACAUGUACACACAUGCACAGAUGCACAGAGACAUGUACACACACACACGCACAUACAGACACAUGUAUACACACACAGGCACGUACAGACAUGCAUACACACAGGUACAUACACACAGACACAUGUACAAACAUACAACAUACACAGAAACAUGUACACACAGACACAUGUACGUACAUACACACAAACACACACACACACGUACAUGCACACAUACACAGACACAUGUACACAUACACACAUGUACAUACACACAGACACAUGUACAUGCAUACACAGACACACACACAUGUACACACACACCCCUAUAAAAAGUUGCAGUACUUCGUUGUUCACUCACAGAGCCAGGUACUGCACUCUAGGGGGAGGCAGAGAGCACAGCACACACUCCUUCCUUUGCUUUCACUGCGCUCAGCUAUUGAGCAGUCUGACGGCUCCCAGUGCCAAUGACAGAUCCGGCCUGAGCUCCGGGCCUGCUCAGCAAGACAGCCCUGGGGGACACACUUGCCCCCACCAUAAUUUCCACUGGCCAUUGGUGAGCAGGCGAGUGGAAAUUUUCAAAGCCUGCAUU